Olea europaea var. sylvestris is the source of this 3534-nucleotide messenger RNA. RefSeq names its product protein CELLULOSE SYNTHASE INTERACTIVE 1-like. NCBI's taxonomy places the organism in Eukaryota, Viridiplantae, Streptophyta, Magnoliopsida, Lamiales, Oleaceae. Gene Ontology annotation, molecular function: microtubule binding. The transcript is spliced from 4 exons. Gene Ontology annotation, biological process: anisotropic cell growth; regulation of cellulose biosynthetic process. Gene Ontology annotation, cellular component: cellulose synthase complex. The record is from RefSeq and is a predicted model, not a curated record. Bases 289 to 3534 code for a protein of 1081 amino acids.
UCUCUCUCUCUCUCUCUCUCUGAAGAGGCUUUUUAUCUUACUCGCUUAUCUCCUACGAAACUCCCUCUGAAUUUGCAUUUCCACAAUUGGAUUUUUGGAGAGAGGAAAUGCAGCAUCCCCUUCACUCUUUCCCCCACUUUCUCUCUCUACAUUAAUUGCGGCACCAACAUUCAUGCAGAGGAUAAUUUUGUGUUCUUCCAGCGAAUCUAGAAAAGGAAGCUGCUGCUCUUAGCGCUUGUUUGUUUUGGGGAGUCAGAUUCGAAGUGAAGUCUCAAGAUCACAGCAAAGAUGGCGGCAACACUGGCUUGGAGAUUUUCUCCCACUAAUAGCAACACUAAUGACUUGGAAAGAAACGGGGAUGCUAAACCUCGUGAUUUGGAGCCUUUAACUCCCCAUACACUUCCCAAAGCAAAUUCAAGAGAUCGUAGUAGUAUGGAGGACCCAGAUGGGACAUUAGCAAGUGUUGCCCAGUGCAUUGAGCAAUUGCGGCAGAAUUCCUCAUCUACCCAAGAAAAAGAAAAUUCCUUGGUGCAAUUGCUUGAGCUUAUUAAUACACGUGAGAAUGCUUUUAGUGCAGUUGGAUCACAUUCUCAAGCAGUUCCAGUGCUCGUAUCUCUUCUUCGGUCUGGAAUACUUGGGAUAAAGUUGCAGGCUGCUAGUGUUUUAGGUUCUCUGUGCAAAGAGAAUGAGUUACGGCUCAAAGUAUUGCUUGGGGGUUGUAUUCCGCCAUUGCUUGGCCUUCUCAAGUCAAAUUCAGCAGAAGGUCAAAUUGCAGCAGCAAAGACCAUAUAUGCUGUUUCUCAAGGUGGUGCUAAGGAUCAUGUUGGCUCAAAAAUUUUUUCGACAGAGGGAGUUGUUCCUGUAUUGUGGGAACAACUAGAGAAGGGACUCAAUGCUAGAAAUGUAGUUGAUGAAUUGUUAACGGGAGCUUUACGGAAUCUUUCUAGCAGCACUGAAGGGUUUUGGGCUGCUACAAUACAAGCUGGGGGAGUUGAUACACUUGUGAAAUUGCUUACUACUGGACAGUCAAGUACUCAAGCAAAUGUAUGCUUUCUCUUGGCAUGCAUGAUGAUGGAGGAUGCAUCUGUUUGUACUAAAGUCAUGUCUGCGGAUGCUACAAAACAGCUCCUUAAGCUGCUUGGAUCUGGCAACGAAGCUUCUGUUAGAGCAGAAGCUGCAGCUGCUCUGAAAUCUCUCUCUGCCCAGUGCAAAGAAGCCAGGCGGGAUAUUGCUAAUUGCAAUGGUAUACCUGUUCUAAUAAAUGCUACAAUUGCUCCUUCAAAAGAAUUCAUGCAGGGGGAGUAUGCCCAAGCUUUGCAAGAGAAUGCUAUGUGUGCUCUUGCAAACAUAUCUGGUGGUUUGUCAUAUGUCAUCUCAAGUCUUGGUCAAAGCCUUGAAUCAUGUACAUCACCAGCACAAGUGGCUGACACGUUAGGAGCGUUGGCUUCAGCUCUGAUGAUAUAUGAUAGCAAAGCAGAAUAUUCUAGGGCAUCGGAUCCAACGGAUGUGGAAAAGACACUGGUUAAGCAGUUCAAAUCCCGGUUACCAUUUCUGGUGCAGGAGCGUACAAUAGAAGCCCUUGCCAGUUUAUAUGGGAAUUCUAUACUCGCAGGCAAACUUGCCAAUUCUGAUGCAAAACGUCUGCUUGUUGGUUUGAUCACAAUGGCAACCAACGAAGUUCAGGAUGAGUUGAUAAGAUCUCUUCUCAUUCUCUGCAACAACCAAGGUAGUUUAUGGCAAGCCCUUCAAGGACGUGAGGGGAUUCAGCUUUUGAUAUCCCUUCUUGGUCUUUCAUCAGAGCAGCAGCAGGAGUGUGCUGUUGCAUUACUUUGCCUCCUGUCCAAUGAUAAUGAUGAAAGUAAAUGGGCUAUUACGGCUGCUGGUGGCAUACCCCCUCUUGUUCAAAUUCUGGAGACGGGGUCUGCAAAAGCAAAAGAAGACUCUGCAACGAUCCUUGGGAACCUCUGUAAUCAUAGUGAAGAUAUAAGGGCGUGUGUUGAAAGUGCUGAUGCUGUCCCUGCUUUGUUAUGGCUGCUGAAGAAUGGAAGCCCCAAUGGAAAGGAGAUUGCUUCUAAGACCUUAAACCAUUUAAUUCACAAGUCAGAUACUGCAACAAUCAGCCAGCUCACUGCAUUGUUAACUAGCGAUCUACCUGAAUCUAAAGUUUACGUGUUAGAUGCAUUAAAAAGUUUACUCUCUGUGGCCCCUCUGAGUGAUAUGCUACGUGAAGGUAGUGCAGCAAAUGAUGCGAUUGAAACGAUGAUAAAAAUUUUAAGCUUUACCAAGGAAGAAACUCAGGCAAAAUCUGCUUUAGUGCUUGCUGGAAUCUUCGAACUCAGGAAGGACUUGCGAGAAACUAGCAUUGCUCUUAAGGCUCUUUGGUCAGUCGUGAAACUUUUACAUGUUGAAUCUGAGAACAUUCUAGUAGAAUCUUCCCGUUGCCUUGCUGCAAUAUUUCUCUCAGUUAAAGAGAACCGCGAUGUGGCAGCUGUUGCCAAAGACGCAUUGCCUCUGCUGUUGGUGCUUGCUAACUCUCCCAUAUUGUUAGUUGCAGAGCAGGCAGUUUGUGCUUUGGCUAAUCUUCUUUUGGAUGGUGAAGCCUCUGAGAAAGCUAUUUCUGAAGAAAUUGUUUUGUCUGCCACUAGAGUUUUACAUGAGGGCACAAAUGUUGGAAGGACUCAUGCUGCAGCUGCUAUUGCUCGGCUUCUCCAGUCUCGCCAAAUUGAUUCUGCUUUAACUGACUGUGUAAACCGUGCUGGGACUGUGCUAGCAUUGGUUUCUUUCCUUGAAGCCGCUGAUGGUGGAUCUGUUGCUACUUCAGAGGCAUUAGAUGCAUUGGCUUUCCUCUCAAGAUCUUUUGAAGCUAGUGAGCAUGUGAAACCUGCUUGGGCAGUUCUUGCUGAAUUCCCCAAUAGCAUAACCCCAAUAGUUUCAUGCAUCGCUGAUGCCCCGCCAUUGUUACAGGAUAAGGCUAUAGAAAUAUUGUCCAGACUAUGCCGGGCUCAGCGUAUUUUUCUUGGGAAUGCAGUUGCCUGUGCAUCUGGAUGCAUUUCAUCCGUUGCGAGAAGGGUAAUCAGUUCACUAAAUGCUAGGGUGAAAAUUGGAGGAACUGCACUUCUUGUGUGUGCCGCAAAAGUGAAUCAUCAAAGGGUAGUAGAAGAUUUAAAUGAGUCAAACUCAUGUGCUCCACUCAUUCAUUCUCUUGUUGGAAUGCUGACCUCUGUGGAGACUUCUAAAUAUGGAGAUCAGGCUGAUAAAGAUACUGUAAGCAUCUGUAGAAUCGCUGAAGAAGUUAGUGAAAGUGACUUAGAGAGAAGUACUUCAGUCAUCUAUGGUGCCAAUAUAGCUAUAUGGCUUCUUUCUGCUCUUGCUAGUCGUGAUGACAAAAGUAAAGCUGGGAUCAUGGAAGCUGGAGCAAUUGAAGUCCUUACGGAGAAAAUAUCUCAAUCUUUUCUUCAGUAUGCACAGGUAUUUAGUUUUGUCUGCAAUUUAAACAAAAUGCUCGUAUUCGAUCCCCAGUGCAUCUACCCAUGA